GUGAAUCGCGCAAUAGCUUGUCAGAGAUCAGAUAGUGGUAGCUGCGUAACUCUACUACUGGACUCAGUGGCAACUCAACUAGGCUUGGACGUCAACAAGAAGCACUCACUUCCCAUAUCUGGAUAUCAUGAGACCAAGUCAGUUCAAGUUACAUCUGUGGAUGUACAAAUUAGACCAUACAAAAGCACAUCGACUCCAAUGACGCUCGAUGACGUACUCACGGUAGAUGAAAAUAAUUUGGCCCCAGUUGAUAUUUUUCAACUAAACGCAAUGUGCAACAAUUUUCCACAUUUAAAGCAUGUUAAAUACCCGGACUUAAACGACAAUAGCAUAUCGCUAGUCAUCGGAAACAACAAUCCAGAAUAUCAUGAGAUCAAAAAUACCGUUUAUGGCCCCAAGAAUGUUCCCUGGGCUAUCGAAACCCUUUUGGGAUGGACAUGCACAGGUCGGAACAAAACGCAAUAUAAUUCCGUUCCAUCUGUUCCGGUGAACUUCACACAAGUUCAUUCACACAAUAACUUAGAUGAAAAAUUAUACCAGAAAGUUCUCAACUGGAUGAAAAUAGAAAACACAGGCAUCGCUUCUUCAAAACGCUCGCACUCCAAAUCGGAUAAAAGAGCAAUCGAUAUUCUCGAAAACUCUUGUACUUUAGUAGAUGGUCACUAUCAAAUUGACCUUCUUUGGAAAGAGGAUACUGAUCUUCCAAAUAACCGUUGGCUAGCUGAAAAGCAACUCAACAGCCUCGAAUUUCGCCUUAAAAGUAAACCUGAUUUAAGGGAGAAAUACCGCGCAACAGUCAUCACUGACUUAGAAAAAGGCUUUGUCACCAAAAUAGAUGCAAAACAUGACACUGCAAUCAAAUCUUGGUAUUUGCCGCAUCAUCCAGUGACAAAUGUCAACAAACCAGACAAAGUUAGACGAGUCUCAAAUGCUUCCAGCAUUUUUCAGGGUAAAUCCCUCAACUCGAGUUUGCUCAAAGGGCCCGAUCUUUUGUGCAACUUAACAGGUCUCAUAAUUCGCUUUCGACAAAAUAAAAUAGCAAUAUCUGCUGACAUAGAUGCUAUGUUUAUGCAAGUGCUAGUCAGCCCAAAGGAUAGACCUUUUCUAAGAUACCUUUGGAAAGAAAAUGGUAAAUUAGAAACUCACGAAUAUACACGACACAUUUUCGGUGCCACAGACUCACCAUGCGUGGCUUGCUACGCAGUACGACGAUGUGCAUCAGACAGUAAAAACGACUUUCCUCUGGCUUCUGAAAUCAUUCAACGGAAUAUCUACAUGGAUGAUUUGUAUGUCACUUCGUCAACGGUAGAAGAAGCCCUCCAACAAAUGACACAACUACGAGGAUCUUUAUCUCGAGGUGGGUUCAACUUGAAUAAGUGGAACUCAAACAGUAAACCAUUCCUGGAUUCAAUUGAUCCAAAUAUUUUAGUCAGCCCUAAUGAUCCAACGCCUAAACAUCAACGAGUUCUCGGUGUUCACUGGAAUACCAACACUGACUGCUACUUCAUCGAUAACAAAAAGUUUGUAAAAAUUCUACGUAUUGGCAUUGCUACGCAACGGAAACUCCUGAAGUAUACCGCUUCUUUAUUUGACCCACUCGGAAUAGUGGCUCCAUUGACAAUUCGGAUUCGAAAAGUUCUCCAAUCUGUUUGGUCACAAGGUGUUAAGUGGGAUACUCCAUUAGACACGGAUAAACUUCCCGAUUUCAAACUUUGGGUAGACGAAAUGGAAAAUUUCGAAACUGUUUCAUUCCAAAGGAACUUCUUUGAUAAAGAAAACCCUGCUUCAAUCCAGCUUCACACGUUUUGUGAUGCAUCAGAAUUCGCUCUCGCUGCUGUUUGCUACCUAAGAAUAGUCUACAGCGACGGCUCCACAUCUUUGAAGUUUAUAAUAGGAAAGACAAGAGUCGCUCCUAUGAAACGUGUUACAAUUCCCAAUCUCGAGUUGCAAGCUGCAGUAUAUGCUGCCCAACUAUCGCUCUUUGUUUCAGAGGAAAUUGACCUCAAAGUUGAAAAAACUUAUUUCUGGUCUGACAGUACUACUGUUUUGUAUUGGCUGCGAACACCUGAAAUACGACACAAAAUUUUCGUCGCUAAUCGGCUUCAGAAAAUUUUAGACGUUUCUAAACCUGAACAGUGGUUUCACGUUCCAACUCUGCUAAAUCCUGCUGACGACGGUACCAGAGGAUACAUUGCUUUAGAAAUGACCUCAAGCUGUCGGUGGCUACUAGGACCGGAAUUUCUGUUGAACGAUUCUUCUCAAUGGCCUUCACAGGAAAACAUUCGGCUUGAGAACAUUCCUGUAUUCGUUACUUCAUUAGAGUCUAAAUUUGAGCCUAUAUUUGACAUCAAACGCUUCAGCAACUGGAAAAGACUAAUACGGACAGUUGCAUACUGCUUCUUAUUCGCAGAAAAUCUCAAACGGAAGAUCAACAAACAGUCGAAGGUCGAUCUUCAACUCUUGCAUCUAACGAAAUCGCACUUUCUCAUAAUUAAAACUGCCCAAAGGACAGAUUUUGUCUCUGAAAUUUCAGACAUCAAAAAAGAAAAACCAAUUGAAGGCAAAAGUAGACUUCGAACAUUAGCACCGUUUGUGGACAACUUCGGUAUCCUGCGUUCUCGUGGACGUCUCACGCGUGCCCCUAUCAUGCUAUCAGCUAGAUAUCCAAUCAUUCUCGCUGGUGAAAACCCCAAUGUUCGCCUGCUGUUAGCUAACAUCCAUGUUCUACAUUCCCACUGCGGAAAGGAACAAGCAAUUGCCAUAGCACAGGAAAACUACUGGAUUCUUCGCUGCCGCGUCAUGCUGAAAAGUAUCAUACACAGUUGUAUACCCUGCAGAAGAAUGCAACAACAAGUCGACUACCCUCAGAUGUCAGAUCUUCCAAUUGAUCGACUGCCAUCAAAAAAUCAUUUUCCUUUUGCAACGACUGGAUUGGACUACGUUGGACCUUUUCCCAUCAUCCUUCAAGGAAAACAAUACCAAGCGUAUAUUUUACUGUUCACAUGCUUAGUGAUCAGAGCUGUGCAUCUUGAAAUCUCAUUAGGACUAUCGACAGACAGCACUCUUCUUUGUAUCAGACGCUUUUUUGCCCGGCGAGGAAAACCAUCGAAAAUGGUUUCUGAUUGUGGGACAAGUUUUGUGGGCUCCAAUUCUGAGCUGAAGAAAUGUCUAGACAACUUGGAAAAGAACAAAGAAUUUGUGGAAAGCAUCAAUCAGCUGGACGUAUCACUCGAAUGGAAAUUCAACCCUCCUGCGGCCCCUCAUUUUGGUGGUUCUUGGGAACGACUAGUUCAGAUAUUUAAACUUUCCCUGUACAAAGUCAUCGGAUCAAGAACACUCUCCUAUGAAACACUGGCUACUUUCACGACCGAAAUUGAAUCAACCAUGAAUUCACGACCUUUAACCAAUGUGUCUGACGACAUCAAAGAUGAUCUGCCUCUCACUCCCAACCAUUUCCUUCUUGGUCGUGGAACUCCAAAUUUACCGCCUGGUAUCUUCAAGGACAAGGAUUUAUCUCUGUCAAAAUCAUGGAAAGCAUCCCAACUACUCGCAGAUCACUUCUGGAAUCGCUUUCUUCGAGAGUACUUACCAGGUCAGCAGAAACGAUCAAAGUGGACUUCUGCGACUUCCAAUUUGCAACCCGACGACAUGGUCUGGAUGUUGGAGGAUUUUACACCUCGUGGACUGUGGCCUCUUGCUAAAGUGGUGGAAACCUUUCCUGGACAAGAUGGAAUAGUCCGCUCAGUGAAGCUGAAAACGCCAACUGGAUUCAAAGUUCGACCUGUGGUCAAAUUGAGCCGCGUUUUCCCAGUUUCGCAGUAACCAAGCUCCAAAUAGCUAACCAACCAAAUAAUCACGCAACUCAGCCUUCAACAUAUCAACUCGACAAAGAUGAACAAAUCUACGACUCGUCAAUUCAACUAAGACAAUCAGCUCAACGAUAGACAAACCAAGAUGAAGAUGAAA
This is a messenger RNA of Symsagittifera roscoffensis, 3966 nucleotides long. RefSeq lists its product as uncharacterized. Lineage: Eukaryota; Metazoa; Xenacoelomorpha; Acoela; Convolutidae. The record is from RefSeq and is a predicted model, not a curated record. Gene Ontology annotation, molecular function: nucleic acid binding. The transcript is spliced from 2 exons. Bases 199 to 3822 code for a protein of 1207 amino acids. Gene Ontology annotation, biological process: DNA integration.